AACACCGACCGACCAAUCAACACAGCAAAGUAUACAGAAAAAGAAACAGAGGCGAUCAUUUAAGAUUUUGCCAUUGACAAGCAUAGAAAAGUUUUUACUUUUCACUUCACAUCAACAGCCGCCAUUUUACUAAUUCGCGACUUAAGUAAAAAUUCGAGGAUAUUUCUUAGGUAAAUUUAUCUAAAUAAUUAUCCAAAACUGUGAAAAACUUAUGCGAAUGGUGAAAUUAAAGUGAUUGAAAAAUAAAUAAAUUGAGAAUUUUUGUGAUUUGAAUGAAUUAAGUGCGGAUUAAUGCAAAGUGUUUUUUCUCUCGUCUUUCGCGUACAUGUAGCAUACAUAUAUCUCACAAUAAAAAAUUUUUUUUCCUUCGUUCAUUAUACAUAUGUGUACAUUCGAAGCAAGCAGCAAUUCUCGUCAAAAGUGUGUAUGAAUGUACCGCAGCAAUAUUUGGGACUACACAUACUGAAGUUUUUCUUUUUCGAAGCGAAAAAGAAAAGUAAAACACUGCGAACGAAAAAGAAAUUAUUUGAUAAUUUUAUACAUCAUAAAAUAAAUUCAUCGGCAGUUCCGUAGCGCUUGUUAUCCAUUGUAUUAUGUGCAAGUGAGAGACUUUUUUUCUUAUUUUAAUGGUCGACGGCUAUCACCCAAACUAAAACGCUAAAUUAAAGUAGAAAAUGAAUUUUAUUCUCUCUCGCGUUUCCAUGAUUUAAUAAACAUACACCAGAACAACAAAAAAUUCAGAGUGUCUUUUGGCCGAAACAUGCAACAUCAGCGAUAAAUGAAAUUAUUUACAGCGAAAAAAAUUCAACAGCGGGCGAUAACACUUUGAAGAGAAAAAGAGUUUGUUAUUUUUUUUUUUCGUUCGUGAAAAGACUGAGGACCCGAAGGAAAAAUUGAGCAAAGCGUGAAAAAGGGAACAUUGUUUGUUGGCUUGAAUGAAGAGAAAAGCGAAACGAAUUUGGUAUGUGAAUUUAUUUGUUCGUGAUUUGUAUUCUGGACGCGGUGCUAAGAAAAUCAAGAAAAUCGUCCAUGAAUUCGACGACACCGAUUCCAAUGAGAUUUGGCCAAAUUUACAUGCUAUGAAAAAUACCGACACUGAUCAGAAUCGCUAAGUGGAUCGCAAACACGAGAAAAUGUCGCCAAUGCAAUACAUUCAUUUUUUGGCAAAUUAUUUAUCCCGACCAAUAAAUCCAUUGUGAUAAAUAUGGCCAACGACAGUGACUGUGGUUAAAUUCGGGCAAAAUUACGGCGAAAAUAUCGCGAGUGAAUUUUUUUUUUUUUUUGAGUUUAUUAAUGAAAAAAAAUCGCCUUCCGUGUACAGACAAAAAAAAAGACUUAAAACGAAAGAGAAAUUGUUUGAAUCAUAAAACAAAGUGCUGAAAAAAAUAUCAAACUAAUUUUCAAUAUUGAGAGAUAAAAACAAAGGGACCGAACCAAACGAAGCACUUCACGUUUUUGCUAGCAUUGAAUUAAAAAUAGUCGAGAAUGUGUCAUGUAUUUUGGUCCAGCUGUUGGUGCAAUGGACUGUACAACAACGAUUCAUAGGAAACGACGGAAAAGAGGAACAAACCAAUCGCAAUCAGUUUGCCUUUUCGACAUCGUUGACUGGACGACAAAGCAGAAUCUAUCGGCUCGAACAACAUCAGUAUCAACCACAAAAAUAUUAUCAUCUCAAAUCUUUAUCACGCAUCAAUCCACCACACGCUGUCGAGUCUCAUUGAAUGCUGUGCAGGUUUUCUAGUGUUUUUUUUUUCUGUGUGUGUGUUGAGAGAAGAACUGAUCCUUCCAUUUAUCCGAAGCCUUUCACUAAAAAGAACCACUGAACGAGAGUGGAACAGAAAAUAUACACAAGAAGAGAACUGCUUUGAGCGUCACACCAAGUCAAAGAGAUUUCCCGAAAGGCGCGCACACUCAUCAACAAACACAAGAGAACAAAAAAACCAAAAUAAGCGGUUUAAUGAAAACAAAGUUCAAGAUUGAAACAACACAAGUCUUCAAAACCCAUUCUAAAUAUUGUCUACCUACAAAACAAAUCAGUUGAAUUUUAUUCAUUACAAGCAAAAUGCAAUACACAUAAAAAUCGCAAAAUCGAAUCUAUCGCACGUCAACAAUACAAUUAUUUUGCACAACAUGUUAGCAUCAACGAUAUGAGACAUUCACAUAAAAAUGAUCAAAUACACAGCGCAACCUAUCUAGAUGGUGUUUAUUUUUAUAGAGCGCAACAAAAUAAAAUUUAAAAAAAUCGUUUGCAUUUUGUCUUCGAAUCAAAUAAAUAAAUGAAAAUAAGUGAUUUCGUUGCAAUUUUAUGCAUAAAUUAAAAAAAAAAAAAAAAAAAAGACUUAUUAAAAAGAGAAAAAAGAACAUUUUUUUAAAAACACAAAAUUACAAGUAACAAAAAGUGCCCCAAAAGUUAUCAUCGUCGAAAGAGAAGAGAAAAAACAAAGCAAAAACUAUCAACUUAUAGUUUUAAAACACUAAUUUAAAGUAAAGUUUAUGUUUAAAUUGACCAUAGAAUAAAAUUUAAUUUUGUUCCGGUCCCGUUUUAAAGUUAAUCCUUCAAAAUCGCAUCCUUAAUUAAUUGUGACAAUGGAUGAUCAACCUCCACCGAAACGAGUUAAACUUCGAAAUGAACCACUGGACGCACAAGAUUCCGAUGUGUCAAGUCUUGUGUUCAAUCUGGAGGAUAACUUACCAGAUGAACUCGUGUCCAGUGGGAACAAUUGGGCUGACAAUCUUGGCGCCAACAAAUCGACUGGACCGCCAGGAAACAAUCAACAGCAAAUGAAUGGCGAUGAUCCGACGGGUGUUCCAAAUGUUACGUGGAAUCAACACCAGCGGCCAGGCCAUCCACAGCAACAGUUGCACCAUAUAAUGCAACAGCAACAGCAGGGCAAUAAAAAUCAACUUCAUGGCAAUGUGAAUCAGCUUGGCAUGGGACCAUUAGGCAACAAAAGCCCAAAUUUACAGUCGCCACCACAAUCGAGUUUACCAAAUACAAUUGGCAUGAACGCAAUGCCAAUGUCGAUAGCAAAUAAUGGAACUCAACCGAUGGGCUCGAUGCAAGCAAUGCGUGGCCAAGGUGUUGGCGUUGGCGGCGGUAUGAUUAUGACCAAUAGUAAUAUGGGAUCGAUGGGCAAUGUUGGCAUGGGUGGCGUUGUUAAUAGUCUAAAGCAGCAAUCAAUGGCUUCGGGCGGCAGUAUGAUGAUGAACCCAAAUCAAAUGCAACCAAAUAACCAACAAGGUAUGCAUCAUCCGAUGCAUCAGAAUUCCAUGCAGAACGGCCCAAUGGCGGCUGGCAUUCGCAUGAAUUUGCAGCAACAGCACAUGCCUCCCGGUAUGCCACGUAUGCCUAACCAACUCAUGAUGAACAGUCAACGAAUGGUUCUCAAUCAAUCACAACAGCAACAGCCAACGCCAAUGAACGUUGGUGGUGCUGGUCCUGGCGGUAAUAUGAUGAAUGUAGCGCAAAUGAAUAUGCAACAGCAAAUGUAUGGACCGCAACAAGCACAGCAGCAAUUGCAGAACAAUCAGCCAAUGAUGAACACAAUGGGACCACAGAGAUUGACGUUGCAAGGCAAUCGGAUGGCUGUUUCGCAGCCAGGGAUGAUGAAUUCUGGCAUGCAGCCGCAACCACCCCAACAGCCACAAACACUCCAACAGCCACAGCAACAAAAUCAACAAGUCAUGAUGAAUGACGACCAGCAAAUGAUGGUGAAUGCACAACAGGGCAAUCAGCAACAACAGUCCCAAGGUGCAGGUGUACCAAGUGGUCCACAGCAAAGGCCACAACCGCAGCAACCGAAUCAAAGUAUGCCCGGCCAAUUGCAAACGGAUCCGGAGAAGCGGAAGCUCAUCCAACAGCAAUUGGUGUUAUUGUUGCAUGCGCACAAGUGUCAAAAGCGCGAAAAUGAUAAUCCAAACGGUCAGGAUGCGAACAAGUGUACGUUGCCGCACUGCAAAACCAUGAAAGAAGUUCUAAAUCACAUGACAAAUUGUAAAACGAAUAAAGAUUGUACGGUGCCGCAUUGUUCGUCGUCGCGUCAAAUUAUCAGCCAUUGGAAGAAUUGCAAUCGAUCGGAUUGUCCGGUGUGUUUGCCGUUGAAACAGGCGAACAAAGGAAAUAAUAGUAAUGCUCAAGGGAAUGUCGGUACCACAAAUGCACCAACAAUGAACGUACAAUCCAAUGUUAACACAACGUCAAAUGCACCAACUAGUAUUCCGAAUCUAAAUACUCCAAAUCAGCCAAAUCCGGGCAAUCAGCAAGGUGAUGGGCUGAAUAUUCCAUUGACUGUAAAUGAUGCGCGACGCAACUACGAUUCGUUGAAUAUGAAUCAAUCGGGAGCGGCACCAAACACAAUGUCAACGAAUGCACAAGGAAUGCCACAAAUGGGCGGCACACAAAUGCCAACAAAUCAAAACAUAAUGCCCGGCAUGCGAAAUCCAAAUAAUCAACUCCGUAUGCCCGUACAAGGUAAUUUGAAUGCCGGCAAUAGUAUGAACAGUGCAAAUAUGAAUAGCGCAAACAUUGGCAACGCAAACAUGAACAUGAACAAUGCCAACAUGAAUAAUCCGAAUAUGAACCAAGUUGUGCGUGUGCUGGUGCCACCAAAUCAACAACAGCAACAGCAACAGCCACAGAACUCAAAUCAAAUCAUGCCAAAUCAGAUGCUUAUGAGUCCCGAUAUGAGUGGGGUGAGCGGCAGCGGAAACACCAAUACACAAAACAGUCAAGUCAGUCAAUUGGCAAAUACGCUGGGUUUAAACUCACCCGGAGUCAAUUCAAAUGUCCCAAUGCAGCAGCAAUUGGCGAAUUCACAGCAAAAUCAACAGCAGCAACAGCAACAAGCUGGUCAGUCACAAAAUCAGUCACAAAUAUCGAACAUUCCACAGGUGAGUAUGCAAAACAUUCAAGUGCUGUUCGGAAAUACGGAUAAUCCAAACGGUCCGGGUGCAUCGUUAAGCGCUCUAGGGCCGUUGCCAAUGAAUUCACAAGUGCAAGCAUCGAAUGUGCCGGGCACGAAAGACUGGCACAAUUCAAUCACGUCCGAUCUUCGAAAUCAUUUAGUUCAUAAGUUAGUGCAAGCAAUAUUCCCGACGCCUGAUCCGGCAGCAAUGCUCGACAAGCGAAUGCAUAAUUUGGUUGCGUACGCCAAGAAAGUCGAAGGUGAUAUGUACGAAAUGGCAAAUUCGAGAUCUGAAUACUAUCACCUGUUGGCGGAGAAAAUUUAUAAAAUUCAAAAAGAAUUGGAGGAGAAGCGACAGAAGCGAAAGGAACAACAAAUGCAACAGGCUCAACAAAUGGCACAAAGUCAAGCUGGUACCACUUCCGCUACGGCCACCGCGCCGCAACAAUCCAAUCCACUGCAGACGGGCAUCCAAGCGAACCAGCAACAACAGCAAAUUCGGCCAAAUAGUCAAGGUGGAAUGAGUCAGAUGCAAAAUGUAUCGGGCAUCGUGAGUGCGCUGCAACGAAGCAUGCCAAUGCAACAAUCACCGAUAAUGCCGCCACAGCCAACGUCGCAGAGUCAAAUGCCGAGCCUUGACUCGAGCAUGCAACAGAGCACCGCCAAUAUCAAUCAACCAAAUGUUCCGAACUCCGGCAUUGUGAGUGCACUGCAGCGCGGAGGCGUGAACAAUGUGAACAAUUUAAUGCAAUUGCAACAACAGAUGCACCAACGAUCAAACAUGCCUAUGCAACCAUCACCAAUGAUGUCACAACAGACAACACUCCAAAAUCAAAUGCAGAUCGAUUCGAAUAUUCAGCAAAACGCUGGCAAUGUCAAUCAAUCCAAUGUGCCCGUUCAAAAUGCAGGCAUGGUCAACGCACUGCAAAGAGGAAACCCUCAACAGAUGCAACAGCAAAUGGCCAACAUGCUAUCGCAGCAGAACCAACAACAACAACAACAACAACAGCAGCAGCAGCAGCAGCAACAACAGCAACAGCAACAGCAACAGCAGCAGCAGCAGGAUCAAAAUCAGCAAAUGAUUCAGCAAACACAAAUGCCGCCCAAUCAGCAAGUGAAUUCGAAUCAACCAAAUAGUAUGCAGCAGCAGCCACCGACUCCGAACUCGCAGAAUCAAUCACAAAACACUCCGCAAGCUGUCACUCCACAGCACACACCAAACCAACAAAAUCAAAUGAUCCCAACGCCGCAGCCACCUUCAUUGCCACAACAGAGCCCAUCACCAAAUCGUGGUCCAUCGAGUAAUAUGUCAAACGGGCCGAUUCCGGUGAAUACGCCACAGCCGAAUGCACCGCAAAUGAGUAGCCCGUCGCCAUUGGCAUCGCCAGCGCACACGAAUACGCCUUUAAUGAACACACCGGCCAGUACGCCCACGUCGAAUGUGAUGUCGAUGCAGAAUAGCACAUCGUCAAUGGGUAAAACGAAUUUGGGUGGUGGUCCAAACCAAAAUGAUCGAGCAACACCAAUUCGUACACUGAGCAUGCCCUCGCAAAUGUCUGCCUUAGAAUCAGCAGCGCAAGAGCGCGACGAAGAUUCCCAAUCGCCAAGUGAUAAUAGUAGCGUCAAAGGAAAAUGUGACAUUAAACAAGAACACGAUAUCAAAUCCGAAAUGGAUGAAGAAGCCAAUCUAAUGGAUACGAACAGUAACAAUAGCAACAGCAAUUGUGGCGGCAAAAAUAUCAACAAUGACAUGUCAAACAUUAAAACUGAAUUGAAAACGGAAGCAAUGGACCAAGGCGACAAUAAUUCAGCCGAUAGUGAAAACGACGACAUGAACGACGUCAAAGAUGAAAUCAAAGACGAACCGAUGUCACCGGCUGAUAUAAAACCUAAAGUUGAAAAGAAAUCAACCAUUCCAGAACCAAUCGAACAAGAUAUGACCGAGAAGGAUAAGAAGAAGAAAUGCUUAUUCAAUCCCGAAGAGUUGCAGAAAGCACUGAUGCCAACAUGGGAGAAGAUUUACGUGCCAGAAGAAUCGAUGCCCUUCAGACAGCCGGUCGAUCCGAAUCAACUGGGAAUACCAGACUAUUUCGAUAUCGUACGCAAACCAAUGGAUUUGAGUACGAUCCACACUAAACUGACCAGCGGACAAUAUUCCGAUCCUUGGGAGUAUGUCGACGAUGUUUGGCUGAUGUUCGACAAUGCAUGGCUUUACAAUCGUAAAACAUCACGCGUUUACAAAUAUUGUACAAAGCUUGCGGAAAUUUUCGAACAAGCCAUUGAUCCAGUGAUGCAACAGCUUGGCUACUGCUGUGGCCGAAAAUAUACGUUCAAUCCACAAGUACUGUGUUGCUACGGCAAGCAACUGUGUACAAUUCCACGUGACGCAAAAUAUUACAGCUACUCGACGAGUAACUCGUAUAUGGCGCUCACGAAUCGUUACACCUUCUGCCAAAAGUGCUUCAAUGAUAUACCAGGCGAUAUGGUCACACUAGGCGAUGAUCCCAUGCAGUCGAGCCAAAUUAAAAAGUCCGAAUUCACAGAAAUGAAGAACGACCACUUGGAAUUGGAGCCGUUCGUUGAUUGCCUUGAGUGUGGCCGAAAACAGCAUCAAAUCUGUGUGCUGCAUUUGGAUACAAUUUGGCCAGGUGGAUUUGUGUGUGACAAUUGCCUUCGAAAGAAAGGUGAACGAAGGAAAGAGAAUAAAUUCAAUGCGAAACGUUUGGCACAGACUAAAUUGAGUGUGUACAUAGAGACGCGUGUAAAUAAUUUCUUAAAGAAGAAAGAAGCUGGUGCAGGCGAAGUACACAUUCGAGUCGUGUCCAGUUCGGAUAAAAUUGUUGAAGUGAAACCAGGUAUGCGCAGCCGUUUCGUCGAAUCGGGUGACUUAAAGGCCGAAUUCCCAUAUCGUGCCAAAGCAUUGUUCGCAUUCGAAGAGAUUGACGGCAUCGACGUGUGCUUCUUUGGAAUGCAUGUACAAGAGUACGGUUCCGAAUGUUCGCAUCCAAACACGAGGCGCGUUUAUAUUGCAUAUUUAGAUUCAGUGCAUUUCUUCAAGCCCAGGCAAUAUCGUACGGCCGUUUACCAUGAGAUCCUACUUGGUUACAUGGAUUAUGCGAAGCAAUUAGGUUACACGAUGGCGCACAUUUGGGCUUGUCCACCGUCUGAAGGUGAUGACUAUAUCUUCCAUUGUCAUCCACCGGAUCAGAAGAUUCCAAAGCCAAAACGACUGCAGGAUUGGUACAAAAAGAUGCUGGACAAGGGCAUGAUAGAGCGAACCAUUCAAGAUUACAAAGACAUUCUGAAGCAAGCCAUGGAAGACAAGCUCACAUCAGCCGCAGACUUGCCGUAUUUCGAAGGUGAUUUUUGGCCGAAUGUCCUUGAGGAAAGCAUUAAAGAAUUGGAACAAGCCGAAGAGGAGAAGAAAAAACAAGCCGAAGAAGAGGCUGCUGCCAAUGCGAUAUUUUCCCUGAAUGAAGAUCAUGAUCCACCUCAAGAAGAUAAAAAGAAAGGCCAGAAGAAAGCAAAGAAAUCAAACAAAUCGAAAGCAAAUCAACGGAAAAACAAUAAAAAAUCACACGAGCAACAGAGUGGAAACGAUUUGAGCGCAAAAAUAUUCGCGACCAUGGAAAAACAUAAAGAAGUCUUCUUUGUGAUCCGUUUACACUCAGCACAAUCAGCUGCUAGUUUAGCGCCAAUACAAGAUCCAGACCCACCUAUCAAUUGUGAUCUGAUGGAUGGGCGAGAUUCAUUCCUCACACUUGCCAGAGAUAAACAUUAUGAAUUUUCUUCAUUACGUCGAGCUCAGUACAGUACAUUGUGUAUGCUUUACGAGCUGCAUAAUCAAGGUCAAGAUAAAUUCGUUUACACGUGUAAUCAUUGCAAGAACCACGUUGAAACUCGUUUCCAUUGUACCGUUUGUGACGAUUUCGAUUUGUGUACGGUGUGCAAAGACAAAGUCGGUCACGACCAUAAGAUGGAGAAAUUGGGCUUGGAUUUGGACGAAGAAUCACCAAACGAUUUGAAACAAAUCAAUCCGCAAGAGGCACGCAAGCAAUCGAUUCAACGGUGCAUUCAGUCGUUGGUUCAUGCUUGUCGCUGUCAAGAGCAACAGUGUCGUCAACCUUCGUGCAUGAAAAUGAAAAAGGUUGUGGCACACACAAAAAUUUGCAAACGGAAAACCAACGGCGGUUGCCCGAUCUGCAAACAGCUUAUCGCUUUGUGUUGCUACCACGCAAAACACUGCAACGAAGUCAAGUGUUUGGUUCCGUUCUGUCCGAAUAUCAAGCACAAGCUCAAACAACAGCAGCUGGCUCAAAGAGUACAACAAGCCGAAUUGCUUCGUCGUCGUGUUGCGUUCAUGAACACCCGAACAGCUCCGAUGAUUCCGCCGCAAGCUGCCAUUUGUGGUGGUCAAAAUACAGCAAACACUUUGAUGUCGCAAAUGCAGAGUAAUGCCAUGGCAUCACAGGCGGGCAAGCUAAGCGUUUCACCGAUGCAAGGCAAUCAAAUGGGUAAUCAAAUGAUGGGUAAUCCAAACACAAUGGCUUCGAUGAAUACCAUGAAUAACAGCGGAAUGAUCGGAUCGAAUCCAAUGAUGGGCAACGCAAACCAAAUGCAUCAGCAACAAAUGAACCCGGGCAAUAUGAUGAGCACCGGAAUGAAUAAUCCGAUGGGUGGAAAUAAUCCAAUGAAUCCAGGCAAUAUGAUGAAUGUAAAUAAUCAAAUGGGCGGUGCCAUGAACAACAUGAAUGCCGGAAACCAAAUGCAACAACAGGCGCAACAGAUGAAUACCGGAAACAUGAUGACGAACGCUGGUUCAAUGAAUAUGAACAAUCAAAUGUCUAGCGGCAUGCAAAUGCCAGGGAAUAAUCCGAUGGGAGGAAAUGUAUCGACACCGAAUAUGUCGACCAUGAAUACAGGACAAAUGUCGGCCAAUCCAAUGGGAAGUAACACAUCCCUAGCUAGUCCAGCGUCGGCUGUCUCAUCACCAUUACCUCAUAUGGGCAAUAUGAAUAACUUGGGCAGCCCGCCUGGAAUGGCGAUGAAACCGGGCGCGCAGACACCUCCGGCCAAUGUCCUGCAAGUGGUGAAAGAAGUGCAAGAGGAAGCGGCGAGACAGGGAUGUGGAAGCUUUGGCAAGAACCUACCUGUUGCUGGAUCCAUGCCACCGCCACCCGCCAUGCAACGCGGCCUGAACAUGGGAAUGCAACAGCAAAACACCAUGAUUCCACAGCAGCAGCAGCAGCAACAACAACAAACACAACAGUCAAAUCCACAACAGUCGCCGCAACAGGGCCAACAAGCGAUGGUGAAUGCAAAUCAACAGCAAAGCCCAAUGAAUGUUGGAAACGUUGGAAACGUUGGCAACGUCGGAAACGUUGGAAACGUUGGAAAUGUUGGAAAUGCUGGACCAAGUGGCAAUAUGAUGCAAAUGAACGAUUGGAAUUCACGAUUCCCCAACAACGCCAAUCAAGGUCUCCGUCCACCGAACCCUCAAAUGAUGCAACAAAAUCCACAAAUGCAACAACAACCGCAACAGCAAACGCCACAAAUGAUGAACAUGAGAGCGGGAAUGCAAGGCAUGGGCCAAAAUGCACAGAAUAUUGGUAAUCAAGGGCAUAAGCAGGCAUUGCAACAGCUAAUGAUGACGCUGAAAAAUCAAAGCACAAACAACCCUGAUCAACAGCAACAAAUUCUGAACAUCCUAAAAUCCAAUCCACAGCUCAUGUCAGCAUUUAUCAAGCAGCGACAGCAGGCACAAAAUCAAAAUCCAAAUGCACCUGGCGGAAACGUUCAAGGGAAUAUGUCACAGAUGAUGAGUCCUCAACAGCAUUCGCAGCAGCCACCACAACAGCAGCAACCUCCAAUGCCAGGCCAGAUGGGUGGACCACGGAUGCAAUCCAUGCAAAAUAUGCAAUCGAUGCAACAAAUGGGCCAAAUGCCAGGCAACGCAGCGAAUCAAAUGCAAGGACAAGGGCAGAAUACUCAACAGCAACAGCAAUGGAUAAAAAACCAGAUGAUGAUGCAAAGACAGCAACAGCAGCAACAGCAGCAGCAAAUGCAAAUGCAGGGUAAUUACCCACCACCAUAUUCGCAACAUUCGCAACGAAUGAGAAUGCAAUUCCAACCAGGCAGCGGGAACAUUGGAAAUGAUCAACAACAAUUCGGUAUGAAUAGAAUGCAACACAAUCAACAAGGAGUGAUGGGCCCACCAACUCCACAAUCGAUGAUGCAACAGCAACUGAUGCAAUCGGUUCGAUCUCCACCGCCAAAUCGUAGCCCACAAUCGAAUCCCUCACCACGAGCCCAACCGUCAGCGUCGCCGCGAGCUCAACCGUCUCCUCAUCUGCCGAGUCAUUCGCCGGCUCCUCAAAUGGGUGGCAAUCAGCAGCCCGGAAACGCUGACAUGCACAUGCAUCCACAUCAAUCACCAAUAUCAAAUAUGCCGACUGACAACAUGAACGUGCCUGGUGGCAAUAUGAAUGUACAAGGCGGUAUGGAUAAUAUGCCAGGGAUGACACCUCAAGAUCAACUCACCAAAUUCGUCGAACAAUUGUAGUAAUAUUUCGUAUUUUGUUGCCAAUUAAUAUGCAUUGUAUGCGCAUGUAAUCAACGAUACAUGCGUCGAAUUCCACAUUUAGUCAAAUUUACAAUUUAAGCCAAAAAAAAAACACAAGAAAAUACGAAGGGGCGAAAGAAAGAAAAGAUGGCGAUGAAAACACAAAACUGAAUAUCGACGAAUAGCUCAGAAGCGAAGAAAAUGAGCAAAAAAAAGAAAAUAGUCUGUUUGGCUUUUUGGCAACCAAUAUUGGUGUUCUGCCUUAAUUUGUUUCUCAUAUAUAAUUAUUAUCUAUUCGCUUUAAGUGUAUUUAUUUAAUUCCUUUCAAACAAAAACAAAACAAAACUCAUUUCUUUUUUUUUUAUUUUUAUUAUUUCUAUCGAUAUAUCAUUACUAUGUAUAUAAGUAACAUAUAUAUUUCAUUGAAGCUAACAUUUUUAAAAAAAAAAAUUAACAAAGUGAAACGCAUCAGAAGUGGAACUCAAGAUAAACAAAAGAAAAACAAUAUUAGAUUUUAUUUAGGUUCAUGUACAUAAAUUUAACAAACAAAAAAUGAAAAGAAAAAAACCAAUAUUAUAAAGAACAUGAAAACCAGUUGAGAAAUUGAGUUCAGUUUUAGAAUUAUUUGAUUGUAGAAAAUGAAAAUUGUGUCCGACGCGAACCAAUUCGGAUUUGAUAUACAUUGCAAUGUGAAAAGAAGACACACAUACACACACAGAUGGAAAUUGCAGUAAAUGUGAUGACAAACGGACGAUGAUCUUGUGCAGAAAAAAAUAAAACACGUUGACAGUUGAUCAAAUGACCUAA
Messenger RNA from Sitodiplosis mosellana (orange wheat blossom midge), 12273 nucleotides. It is a transcript of the gene nej, whose product is annotated as histone acetyltransferase p300. Gene Ontology annotation, biological process: positive regulation of transcription by RNA polymerase II. NCBI's taxonomy places the organism in Eukaryota, Metazoa, Arthropoda, Insecta, Diptera, Cecidomyiidae. Gene Ontology annotation, cellular component: transcription regulator complex; histone acetyltransferase complex. Gene Ontology annotation, molecular function: transcription coactivator activity; protein binding; chromatin DNA binding. The record is from RefSeq and is a predicted model, not a curated record. The transcript has 22 exons. The coding region runs from base 2587 to 11466 and encodes 2959 amino acids.